UGUCGCAUCCGUAAACCUGUUUUGGAUGCCCGUGAAAUCAUCUAUUGCCACCUUGUGACGUCGUCCAUAGCCCAAAGUAUUAAUCAUAGAUAAUUGAGGGACGAAAAAAUGGUUACGACAACGGUGAUUGCAGACCUCUGCAUCCUGAUUCUCACCUGGAACGUGGGCACCCACUCGCCGCGGGACCAGGAUCUCAGCUCCCUGCUGUCCCUCAAUGGGACGACCACCUGUCCGGAUAACCAGCUGCCCGACAUCUAUGUGAUCGGAUUCCAGGAGGUGAGCACCACCAACCUGAAGAUCUUCCAGGACGAUCCGUGGGUGCUCAAGAUCGCCGGCGCCCUGCAGGCCCACGAGUUUGUCAAGGUGGACGCAAAGCAGCUGCAGGGCAUCCUCAUCACCAUGUUCGCCCAGCACAAGCACAUUCCGCACAUGAAGAACAUUGAGUCGGAGGCCACGCGCACUGGAUUGGGUGGUCUGUGGGGCAACAAGGGAGCCGUGAGCAUCCGGCUGUCCCUCUACGGAACCGGCGUGGCCUUCGUCUGCUCCCACCUGGCGGCCCACGACGAGAAGCUGAAGGAGCGCAUCGAGGACUACCACCAGAUAGUCGAUAACCACAAGUACAGCGCCCAGGGAUACCGGCGGAUCUUCGACCACGACUUUGUCUUCUGGUUCGGGGAUCUGAACUUCCGCCUCUCCGGCGAGAUGUCCGCCUGGGAUGUGCGCACCGAUGUGGAGAAUGCGCGCUACGCGGAUCUGCUCAAGCUGGACCAGUUGAACCUGCUGCGGGAGAAGGGCAAUGCCUUCAGCCUGCUCGAGGAGCAGCAGCCCAACUUUGCGCCCACCUUUAAGUUCGUGGAGGGCACGAAUGAUUACAACUUGAAGCGACGUCCAGCCUGGUGUGAUAGGAUUUUGCAUCGCGUGCAGAGCAACAUUUAUCCGGGCAUUACCCUGAGUGCCAACCAGCUGUCUUAUCAGUCGCACAUGGACUACAUGCUCUCCGACCACAAGCCCGUAUCGGCCACGUUCAACUACAAGGUCGCCGCAUCCAAUCAAACGUACACCGACGAGGAACUACACGAAAUGACCCAUGGAGCUGCCUCAACUCCCACCGCUCCGAAAGUUAGUCUAACCUUCGCUUUUGCUGUGCUUGUAGCUGUGUCCUAUACUCAACUUUGAUUUCGCUUCUUUUGUAGUUAUUUAACGCUGAGCUAGAGCAAUGGUAGCGCCGCCAUGACGUCACUUAAUUGUA
Drosophila takahashii is the source of this 1249-nucleotide messenger RNA. Its product is annotated as phosphatidylinositol 4,5-bisphosphate 5-phosphatase A. The record is from RefSeq and is a predicted model, not a curated record. Gene Ontology annotation, biological process: phosphatidylinositol dephosphorylation. Lineage: Eukaryota; Metazoa; Arthropoda; Insecta; Diptera; Drosophilidae. Gene Ontology annotation, cellular component: ruffle; cytoplasm; plasma membrane. Gene Ontology annotation, molecular function: phosphatidylinositol-4,5-bisphosphate 5-phosphatase activity.